UUUCAAUAUAUUGAAAUUUGCAAUUGAAGGCUCCUCAGAUGAACAUAAAGACUUUAUCUUUUAGCACAGAAGAAGAAAGAUGAUCUACCACGAUGAUGAACUGCUAGAGCAUACAGAGGGACAAGAAGUAUCUCUUGAUCAGCUAAAUGGAGACAUGGUGGUCAGAACCAUCUACAAGCCGGAGGCACCGAUGGAGGCGGUAAGCGAAUUUAAGGUGUUGUUGGAGCUCAAAGGGGUCGGAUCGAAAAAUGGCAGAUUAGGUGUGGAUCUUGUGACCGUCUUAGAUAUCAGCGGCAGCAUGGCCGGAGAAAGGAUAGAUAAAAUGAAAAUUGCUAUGCGGUUCUUGCUCAAGAAACUAGGACAUACCGAUCGUUUAUCUGUGGUCACUUUCAACAGGAAGGCAGCUAGAUUGUGCCCACUGCUACAGAUAAAGGAAGCUUCUAGAAAGGAGAUUGAAACGUUGGUCAAUGGACUAGAAGCCAGAUCAACCACAAACACAGAGGCUGGCCUUAGAAUGGCCAUAGAUAUACUUAACGAUCGGACCCUUAUCGAAGGGCGUCGUGCAGCCAUCAUGCUUUUGUCGGAUGGCAUGGAAGAUGAGGAGAGUCAUGCUGCUGAUUUUCCAGCCGACAAGGUGCCCAUAUACACAUUCGGUCUUGACUGCGACUUCGAUCCAAAGUUGCUCUUUGAUAUCGCCAAGAAAAGUCAAGGAGGGAUGUUUGCAGCUGUUUCAAAGGUGGAAAAUCUGACUGCUGCAUUCUCUCUGUCUUUGGCUGGGCUACUAAAUGUGGCUAUUGAGGACCUGACUCUGACCAUUACACCAUCAAAUGACUACAAAAUUACGGAGGUGAAGGCUGGAAUUUACCAUCAACAGAUGGUCUGUAAGUAUGACAACCCUGUAACUAUUACAUUUGGAUCAUUAUACGACCGUGAGAUUCGCAAGGUCCUUGUUAAACUUACUCUCCCAGAGGUCACAAAACAGUCGAGAAACGAUAUUUUUAAAUUUGCCUACAAGUACAGUGUUGGUGGGAAGAAUACAAAACUCGAGUCUAAAACUGAAAGCAUACAUGUGAACCGCAAUGAUACGCCAACAGAGGCAGAGAAUGAGGAGGUGAUAGCUGAGGAGAAACGUAUCAGAACUGCAAGGAAGAUGAAAGAUGCAAGAUUAUCUGCUGACAAGAAGGAGCUGGAGGAGGCUAGGGAGUUUCUGGUUUCUGCCAAAAUAUUACUCUCGGAAGUUGAUGCUAUACUGAUUGCUCAACUGGAUCAACUCUUUCAUUUUAUGGUAUCCCAAGAAACUUAUGACAUAAAAGGGCGUGCUUUUGCACUUGCUCUUGAGGAAUCUCAUGAAGCCCAACGUGCUACAACUUUCACAAGUGACAAUGCCUUUAAGGUGCGUAUGUUCAACACUCCCCUUAUGGACCAAUACAUCGAACAAGCCGAUUCUUUUAACGGAAAUUAUGAUUAUGAAGUGCCCACAGAGGAGGAGGACAGACAAAAAGUUGCACUUGUGUACUAAAAUUAACAAAUUAUAUAACUGAAUGGUUGAAGAAUUAGACUCUGACUUUACCAUAAUCAUAUAUUUUUAUGUAUUUAUAUUUGGUGAAA
Papaver somniferum (opium poppy) is the source of this 1608-nucleotide messenger RNA. Its product is annotated as E3 ubiquitin-protein ligase WAV3-like. The coding region runs from base 80 to 1519 and encodes 479 amino acids. The record is from RefSeq and is a predicted model, not a curated record. The transcript has 4 exons. NCBI's taxonomy places the organism in Eukaryota, Viridiplantae, Streptophyta, Magnoliopsida, Ranunculales, Papaveraceae.